Paramecium sonneborni is the source of this 2760-nucleotide messenger RNA. The record is from the annotation of a GenBank genome assembly. NCBI's taxonomy places the organism in Eukaryota, Ciliophora, Oligohymenophorea, Peniculida, Parameciidae.
AUUAAUAAUGAAUUUCUUUAGGUCCCAAACAAUGGGCUACUAUAAAUUGAUCAUUCCAAGAGAGAGUGCUUGGAAUGUCAUGAAUGAAUUAGCAGAGUUAGAUUGCAUUCAUUUUGUUGAUUAUGAUCCAACAUUGCCUAUGAUCAAUAGACCAUUUGCUAAUUAUAUAAAGCGUUGCGAUGACUUGCUUGUUAAAUUAUCACUCAUUGAGCAUGAAAUGAAGAAAUACUUAAAGAAGAUUACGCAUUGCAAAGAUGUCAAUUUAUUAAUCAAGAACUUUAAGUAAUUAAUCAAAGAAAGGUAUGCUAUACUAUAAAUACAUAAGGUCUAAAGCUAGUCACACAUAUUUAGAUGAGAUUGAAAAUGAUUUAGAAAAAAAACAUCAAUAACUUAUCGAGCAAAGCACAAAUAUGGAAAAUCUCCAUGAACGCAGAAAUAAACUGAUUGAACAUAAAUCUGUUUUGCUAAAAGGAGAGGCAUUGCUAGGAUAAUCAUUUUUCUAACCGUAACAUAUUUCUAUAAUAAAUAAUGUAGAGCUAACUAUGUAGCUGAAGGAUAUGUAAAUUUGUAAGGAAAAGAAUUGGACGACAUCAAAGUAUUACAAGGAUCUGUUAAAUUUAAUUAUUUAGUUGGAGUCAUCAAUAAGGAAGAUUAGAUUAGAUUUAAAAGAAUCAUUUUUCGUAUUACUAAAGGUAAUGCUUGGAUGAACACUAUGGAUAUCGAAAGUGAUUAAAUUGUUGAUACAAAAAAUGUAAUUUUAAAAAAUAAUUAAAUAAGGAUGAUGCUAAAAUUAUUAAAAGUGUCUUUGUAGUAGUCUAUCCUGGUGGAGGAGGUUCUAAUAUUAUCACUAACAAACUCAAUAAAAUUUGUGAAUCAUUUUAGGUUGCCAAAUAUACAUUCCCUGAAAACAACAUGAUUUUUUAGGAAAAAUUAAGAUAAAUUGAAACUGAAUUAGUUGAAACAAGAAAUGUAAAUUUGAAUAGUAAUCAUAAUAGUUAUUGGAAAUGACAAAAAAUCAAGUAGAAGCUUAUCUAGAUGAUUUUUAAAGAAUUUAUUAAAAUUCUAAUUGUUCAUAAAUAGAAGAAUUAAAAUUAUUUUUGAUUAAAGAGAAAUAUCUUUAUACUUAAUUAAAUUACCUUAGAGUUUAAGGAAGUGUGCUUUAUGGUUCAAUUUGGUUACCUCAAGGGGCUGAUAUCAAAGUUGAUUAGGCGUUGAGAGAGGUUUAAACAACUUAUGAAGGUUUACCAACAGGAUAAUUAUAAAUAUCACCACCAGAAGGUACAAGACCACCUCCUACUUUUUUUGAAACAAACUAGGUUACUUGGGGAUUUUAGGAAAUUGUUAAUACUUAUGGUAUGCCAAGAUAUAAGGAAAUAAAUCCUGGAUUAUUUACAGUUAUGACAUUUCCAUUUUUAUUUGGUGUAAUGUUUGCAGAUAUUGGACAUGGGUAUAAAUUUAUAUAAUUAUAUCUAGAUUUUGUUUAUUAUUAUUAGGGUUAUAUUUAUGUGUGUUCAAUAAAGAUAUCAAAGAGUCUGAUUCUAUAUUGAAACAUGCUCUAAUUGUUAGACAUAUGUUAUUAAUGAUGGGAGUUUGGGCAUUUUAUAAUGGAUGGAUUUAUAAUGAUUUCAUGUCAGUUCCAAUAAAUUUAUUUGGGUCCUGCUAUUAUCAGGAUGAUGAAGGUGAUGAAACGAUAUGGGCAAGAAAAGAAGAUUGUGUGUAUCCAUUUGGUAUAGAUCCAGUUUGGUUAUGCGUACCAAAUGAAUUAACAUUUAUGAAUUCAUAUAAGAUGAAAUUGGCUGUUAUAAUAGGUGUUAUUCAUAUGAUGUUUGGUAUUAUCUUAAAAGGAGUAAAUGCAAUAUACUUUAAAAAUUGGGUAGAUUUCAUUUUUGAAUUCAUUCCUCAAAUAAUAUUCUUUACUUGUACAUUUGGUUAUAUGGACUUUUUGAUUCUAUAUAAAUGGUCUGAAAACUGGGAUAAUAGGACUUAAGAUGCUCCAAGUAUUAUCACAUUAAUGAUUAAUAUGAUUCUAAGUCCAGGAAAUGUCGAUUAACCAUUAUGGGGAACUAAAGAGGAUUCUUCAGAAGGUUAAGUUUAAACAGCUAUGUUAUUAAUUGCAUUAAUUUGUGUUCCAAUUAUUCUUUUACCAAAACCACUUAUACUAAAUUGUGAAAAUAAAAAAAAACAUGCUCACAGCUCAAGCAAUUUAUCUGAGAAUAUGAAUAAGGAUCUUUACUAAAAAAUUAAUGAGGUAGAAUUUUAUUUAAUAUUGUUUUUAAGGAAUCUGAAGGCACAUAACAAAAUUCAGAAAUCCAAGCUGAAUCUUCUGGUGGUGGACAUCACGAAGAAUUUGGUGAUAUAUUUGUACAUCAAGUAAUUGAAACUAUCGAAUUUGUGUUGGGAUCUAUUUCUAAUACAGCUUCAUAUUUGAGAUUAUGGGCUUUAUCUUUAGCUCAUGGUUAAUUAGCUGAAGUCUUCUUCUAAAUGUGCUUAAAUGGAGGUAUAAGCACAGGAGGUUUUGUUGGAGCAAUAAGAGUAUACUUUAUUUAUUAAUUUUUAGCUCUUAAUAGGAUAUGCCAUCUUCUCUUUAGUAACUUUUGGAGUGUUGAUGAUGAUGGAUGUGAUGGAGUGCUUUCUUCAUGCAUUGCGUCUUCAUUGGGUUGAAUUCCAGAAUAAAUUCUUCAAAGCAGAUGGAUACGCAUUUGAAAAAUGUUCAUUUGCAAAAGUAAUGUAAGAAAAUGCAGCACCUAAAGAAGAAUGAUA